GCCACGUCCAAGAAGCCAUGACAGCUGGUCUCAAAACCGUCAUCCUUCUCUCAUUCAUCCUGGCCGCAGGUUUCCUGCUGGUCAUCCUGUCGUGUGCGCUCUGGGCAAACUGGUUGCCCCUCCUUGUCGCCCUCACAUUCAUCCUCGCGCCGUUCCCCAACUGGAUAUGCUCUCGCUGCGCCUCGGCCGACGACCUUUCUCCAGAAUUCAACUCUGCCUAUAUCGACUUUGGCCGCUUCCUCACCGGUAUGCUUGUGAUGACCGGUCUUUCCCUCCCCUUGCUACUCACCCACUCUGCCUUGAUCCAGCCCGCUGCUUGCUGGAUGUCGAUUGCGGGCGGUAUGCUCGUCUACGGCACGAUACUAGUCUACGCCGGAUGGUUUGGAGGCGGUAACGAGGAAGAGUUUUAGAGAGGUGUGGGGAGGUUGAGCGCUGUUGAGAGUGUGCAUAAGUACGGGUUUAUUGUAAUGCAUCGCAUAACGUCCAGG
Molecule: messenger RNA, 488 nt
Organism: Cryptococcus deneoformans JEC21
Lineage: Eukaryota; Fungi; Basidiomycota; Tremellomycetes; Tremellales; Cryptococcaceae
Product: trafficking-related protein, putative
Exons: 4
Coding region: 18-410 (130 amino acids)
Biological process (GO): late endosome to vacuole transport via multivesicular body sorting pathway
Cellular component (GO): endosome; Vps55/Vps68 complex
Source: RefSeq, a predicted model, not a curated record